AUGGAGGAGGGACGUCGGAAAGCAGAUGCCGUCUCCAGGGGACCUCCACGCUCUGCCCACCGCCAGGAGCUCUGCAAAGUUGUGGGUGGGGAGAGCCCUUGUCCCUCCAACAUCAACCCAGACCCCUGCAGGGGGCUGUCUGGUCCCCGGGAACUUGAUGCGGGGUUCCGAGCCACCAGCUGCAGCGACCUGUCUGUCUGUUCCUCUGUCUGUCCGUGUGCCUGGGCUGCUUGCCGGGCCGGGGCUGGGAUCCCUUGUCAGCAGUUACAUACCUGCAUUCGGAGGCCACCUGAGCCCCAAACCCCUCCAUCGGCUGCGCCUGGACCAGGCCCGGCUGGCCCCUGGCUGAGGAAUGCAACAGCGCUCAGCGCACGGAGCAGGGGGUUGGGAACUCUAAGGUCUGUGUCGAGUAGGACCAGUGCCCUGGUCGGGGAGGCCAGAAAGUCUUUUGUGGACUCAGAGGCAUCUGUCAGGCUCCUUCUCCGCUGUGCCAGGUGCAGGGGUGGGACAGUGACCAGCCCCUCGUGCUUGAGGAAGGAGGAAGACAGCGGUGUGUGUGGCCGGAGGCAGACACAGACUCCAGCUGGCAAGCUGUGUGUUUGUGCCGCUGGGCACGUCCAGCUCUCUCACCCAAGCUGUGGGCUCAGCCCCUCGGAGGAAAGCACGGGACGCCGCGAGCGGAUUAGUGUGGGCUACAAGCAUCUCGAGCUGGCAUUGAAGUGGAAACUGAAUCAGGAACGAGGAAAACGGUUGCUCCCUGAAUCUUCGUGAACACGUUCCUUGAAAGCCCCGCCUGGGCCUUGCCCGGCUGGUAUCUGCCCCUCCUCCCCGAGUCCUCCAUCUGAUGGAAGGUGCGGUCAGAGCCCGGAGAGCGGGGCACCCCGCCUGCUCUGCCGAGACUCUGUGUCCCAGCCCAGCGGGAAUAUGAGACGGACACAGGUGCUCAAAGCCCCUGAAACCGCGUCUUGGCCUUUUCUUCAUCAGCUCUCUUCUUGUUCAAAGGUGUGGGAUUUUGGUUCCAAAGGAGACUCUGGACAACAGGGAAGCAGCUCCCCCUGAAGUGGCCCUAGCUCUGGGAGGCUUUCCCCGGUUCUGCCUGCAGACCCCGCAGGUGGCAGGGAUGGCCCCAUCUGGGCAGUUCUAGAAGAAGAGCCCACAGGACUCCGUGAUGACUCAGUCUGGACUUCCUCCUCUGCCACACACAGACAAGAAAGGCACAAGCUCCAGGGACAUGCGGGGGGACCCCAGGAGAUGGAGGCCUCAUCAGGCCUGAGGCUCGGACCAGCUCCCACUGAGAGGUGGGGAGGACCAAGGCCACCUCCAAGAGACACUUGUCAACCCCCCACGACUGAUUUACACCUGCCCCCAACACGUGCCACACAGUCCUGAGCUGGGUGCUGGGUUGAGCGGCUCACCUGGUCUGGGUCCUGAGAGGCCCCCGAAGAAGGGAGGGGCUGUGAGAUUUGGGGAGUCCAGGCUCUGCUGGUGCUGCGACCAGGGGGCAGACUUCCCACCCCACGCCCACGGGAGGCCCCAUCUCCUAGGAGCCCAGCGCCAGGAAAUGGCUUCCCUCCAUGGGCCCCUCCCAGUGGGCCAGACUCGACCCCAUGGGGACCCUCCUCAGCCCACACAUGGCAGUGGCAGGAGGGAGGUGAUCUUGAGAGCCACAAGGCCAGGGACUGCAAGGGGGCAUGGCUGAGGGAAGAGACGCAGGGAGGACCACACUUCUGACUGGGCAUCCUCCUCUGGUCACCGCUAAGCUGGGUGGCCUUGGAACGUCCCAAGAGGGGAACCAAGGCAGAGAGGCGCCGGGCUGGGGCCACCCUUGUCAGCGGGUCCCAGGAGGCCUCGACCUCUCCCCCCUCCGUGGGGAGAGGCUCUUGUUUCACUUCAAGGCCAAUUGACGGUAAAACAAACAUGUUUGUGUUUAUUGGUUACGUUUCUUCACACAAAGGAAAAUUCCUCCCCCCUCAUUAUAAAAACUCAGACAGAACCAACUAGCGCAGAGAUGGAGGUUAUAUCCCUGCCACCCUAGCAAGCGCCCUUCUUUCUGCCUCGGUUAGAGUCCACCGCGGACACUGAGCCGGGGUGCUCUCCUCCCCGCCCCGCACGCCCACCGCCGGGCCCGCCAUUGUGAUCAGACGCCAUAGUUACCUUCAGGGGAUGGGGACGGCGGUUGAGUGGGGCAGCUUGCCUGGGGUCUACAGAGCCGGACGCAGUGCAGACACUCAAUCUGGGGGUCAAAUGAGCGAGUACGAGCAGGACUUUCUCCAGCUCCCAUCCUGUGGUCCACUCCUCGGCACGCUACCUGUGGUCACACCCCUGUAGGGAUGGGAAGCUCACCCCCUGUAGCCCAGGGUCCUCUGCAUCUCAAGGUCAGGAAAGUUCUGGGCUCACGGUGGGCUGGGAGCCCCAUGCGCAGUCAGUCAGCUGGGAACAGGAAAUUAACCCAGACGAGCUGUGUUCCAAAGUGCCGGAGUCUCUCAGGGACGUCCUUUGACUCAACUGUGGGGGAGGCCUCUGCGGCCUGGCGGUGGCCAUGGUCAGAGUCCCCCAGGCCAGGGGCAGUGAGGGCACAUGUGGGGGAGGGGUGCUAUUUUCCCUGGACAGUGUCUCGAGUUCAUGUGAGACUCUGGGCCAUCGAGGGCUGGCCCGAGACGCAUGGCUUCCUCAGCGCGGGACUGGGGGCUGGCGUGGGCUGGAGGGAACCCCAAGACCCAUGCUCCCUACGCCCUUCCCUGGACCUCAGCUCUUCUGUUUCAGCAUCUUCCGGGCAGCCUGGCCUCCAGGAGCUGUGAAAAGGCUCCCUAGAACCUCACCCGAGGUGCAGGGGUGCGGAGCCAGAGGGGGUGGGGUGCCCUCCAGGCCCAAGCCGCUGGGAGCUGUGCCCCCCGGCCUUCCUCUUGUGCCAGUGUGUUUGUUCACAUUUGUUUACAUUUGGUUUAGAAUUCAGGCGGGCCUUGUUUGAUUGCUCUUCUCAGACACUCUGAUUUUUACAAACUGAAGGUCUGCGGCCACCCUGCGUCAAGCUCAUCAAGUGGAGCCAUUUUCCCAACAGCACUGGCUCCCUUCCUGGCUCUGUGUCACCUUUUGGUAAUUCUUGAAAACAGUUCCAGCUUUCUCAUGGUUAUUAUAUUUGUCACAGUAUCUGUGGUCAGUGACUUUGGCAUUAUUGCAACUCACGGAAGGCUCCGACGAUGGUUGGCAUUUUUUUUUACA
This is a messenger RNA of Vicugna pacos (alpaca), 3219 nucleotides long. The record is from RefSeq and is a predicted model, not a curated record. Lineage: Eukaryota; Metazoa; Chordata; Mammalia; Artiodactyla; Camelidae.